CCUCGCCAUCCUGCAGGAGAUGUGCCUGGACAGCUGUGCUGGAAAACUGGUCCACUCCAACCACCGCCUCAUGAGUGCCUAUGUGGCGCUUAUGCCCUCCAUUGUGCAGCGCCGUGCCUCGGACUACGAGGCCAGUGCAGCCCAGGCGUCUGCAAAUUCUGCCAAGGAAGUAUCAGUGGCACCGCCUGCCCUCCCAGCCUCCUGACAUUGGCCACAUCUGUUCAGUGUCUGGUGGCGCUGGGGCUGAGACCGACGGCUGGCACUGAAGGCAGUAAGGGAGAAAACUAGUGCUGCGGUUCUGGCCAAGAGGGCUCUUAGCUGAACUCUUUUGUCUUAACAACAAAGCUCCUUUGGUGCUGCAGAGUUGGAGCUUUUCUACUGCUGGGAAGGUGUUUCCCGGUCCUAAUAAAAGAGUCAUCGCGAA
Struthio camelus australis is the source of this 424-nucleotide messenger RNA. The record is from RefSeq and is a predicted model, not a curated record. Lineage: Eukaryota; Metazoa; Chordata; Aves; Struthioniformes; Struthionidae.